CCUAGUUCAAAAUAGUUGAUGCCACAUUUUCAUACAGAUUAAUGAAAUUCCCGCUAGUUUGGAUGACGUUGGUAAUACUCAUUUUAACUGCGUUAUUUUUCGCGGUCCCACAAUCCAGUGGACGACCAGAGAAGUUCAACACGACUUUUAUCAAGACUACUGUGUAUUACAACCCUAUAAUUUUCGGAGACCGGAUUAGUACUAACAUAAUUUCACUAACCGCAGCACUGCAAAAUUCUCAGUCCGAAGAUUUAGAUGCCAUUGUUCGAGGAAACGUUGGUCCAACCGUGAACGCAGACGAAGGUGAGACAACGGUAUGGAC
This is a messenger RNA of Dicrocoelium dendriticum, 322 nucleotides long. Lineage: Eukaryota; Metazoa; Platyhelminthes; Trematoda; Plagiorchiida; Dicrocoeliidae. The record is from the annotation of a GenBank genome assembly.